Messenger RNA from Haplochromis burtoni (Burton's mouthbrooder), 5336 nucleotides. It is a transcript of the gene atosb, whose product is annotated as protein FAM214B. The transcript has 11 exons. The record is from RefSeq and is a predicted model, not a curated record. Lineage: Eukaryota; Metazoa; Chordata; Actinopteri; Cichliformes; Cichlidae. The coding region runs from base 2503 to 4404 and encodes 633 amino acids.
UAAGCAUGAAUCAUUUGUUAAGGAGCCAUAACCUUAGAGUAAUUUGUUAAAAGAGACACCACAAAGCUUAUGCCCAGUCCACCCUCUUUUAAAACAGAGACAAUACAGAAACUCUGCAGUAACUUGGCAGGAAUAAAUAUUCCAUCUUGUUUUGGAAACAGAUGAAGGGUGUUACAGAUGGAAACUGAGUUGGAGGUAGAAUUCUUGUAGCUCAGGAGUCCUAGAGGGAGAGAAUGACAGAAAGUGAAUGAAAUUUAAAGUGACGAGUAGCUGUCAGUAUGUUGGUCUUGCAUGUCUCAACCAGUGUACAUCUGAUAAAAAGUCAACCCAGUGUUCCAAAAUAAAAAAAAAUAAAGCAUAGACAGGGAGGUGUGAGUGUGCAUCUCCAGGAGCACUGGACAAAGAAGUGUUCUAAAUAUGUGUUGAAUAAGCACUCGCUCGACAGCCUCGAAGAUAUAUGUUGUGGUCAACUUUCUGUGCAGUUUCCACCCACUGUAUGCGUGCUUGUGUCAGUAGUGCACUGUGCUGUGUGGACUUCAACAACACCAAACUGAAGUAGUUCUCGGGUAAUCGACAUCCUGCUCCUUAUUAGCUCACAGAUGCUGCAAUAGUCACACACACACACUCAUAAGCACACAGCUGAGCGCUGCUCCUGGUCCUCUACUGAUAAACUUUUUCACAUGCACUUAUUGCUCUAUCAGUCCCACCACAGAUAAGCCUUCUGCUUCAUGCCUGCUUUUAAUGUUCCACAGAGGAGCAAGAAAUAGGGAAGCAGAGAAAGGGGGAGGGAGUGAUUGCAUAGUUAUUAGCAGGUUUAUUUUCUAAGACAUUAACUUCUUUUAUUAACUGUUAUUCUUUAACCAAUUCAAGCACACAUGCACAACUUUACAUGUGGUUGACUGUACAAAGAAAACUCGUCAUGCUUGGAGAUGAGUUGUGUGUUUUAAUACACACUUUACGCAAAGUGUUCUUAAAGCCUGCACUCUACUUUUGCAGAACAUUCAAAGCUUCAGCAGGUGGGAGGGCUUAUGGAUACUCACACCUCCUCCCCCUUUGCAAUCCUUUCCUCCAGCCAAUCAGGGCUUCAGCCACUACAGCUGACCCCCCUUCUGGUGAGCCAAUCAGUUGGAAGCAUCCCCCCCCCCCUUCCUCUCCCCUGUAUGCCUUCACUGCUGAGUGAGCAAAGCAUGCCUCACUCUAUCAGCUGAGAGGAAACCAACAGAAAGAAAAGCGCACACACACACAACAGAGAGGAUAGGAUGGCUAGAAAGCUUAAAAGGAGGGGCCUGAAAGUACAUAGAGGAAGAGGAGAAGUGGGAGGUGAGAAGGGUCUGUAGCAUGCCAGAUCGCUUUUGUAUUCAAGAUACUUUGGAGGUGUGCGAAUGAGAGGAAAAAAACGGGAAAAGGGAGGACUCCGAAGAGAAAAGGCAAGGGAGGGAACCAGUGAGAAAACAGGGCUGCAAGUUUGUUGAUGGGUUUUUCAUUUGUGUAUGUGUGACUGAGAGUGGAGAGAGGUAGACGGAAAGAAAACAGGAUACAUAGGCAGAGGGAUAAUUAGUGCAUGCAGAAAAACUACUUGUCUUUCUUGCGACAUUACCUAUUUAGACGGAAGGAAGCAAAGACCAAUGAGAAGCCAGGGAGUUAAGACCAAUAAGGCACCCUAAUCUAGUAGAAACAGAAAUACACAAGAGGACACAGAGAAGAGACAACAGAGUCACCCCUCAAGAACACCUGAUGAAAUAGAGGAAGGAAGGGGAAAGACCGAGUGAGACAGCAAGAUAAUCUUUCUGCAAGGGUUCUCUGACCUGAACUGCCACCAUAUCCAGAAACCUGAGACAUUUUUGGGGUGAAGCCAGACCUUUCCCUCCCGUUGGUUACUGGAUUAAGCCUGAGAAGGGCUGGGCAGCAUCUGCCAGACUCCUGCUCCUUCAAAAUAAGAUACUGGGUGGAAUGACCCUGUCAUGAUGCCUCAGCCAUGCCACAUCUCACGCCUAGGUGACCAAGGAGGGUGUGUCUGGCUUUCAGCCAAUCACAGAGGGAAGCCCAUUAGAAUUAGUAACAACUUUGAGAUAUUUCUCCUCAAGAGCCUGCUACAUCACUGACACUCUCCACCACUGGUCUUGGCUCCUGUGCCUACCUCCUUCACUCCGGUUUGUUCUUGACUCCUUGGUGUUUCCUGUUCACAUGUUCUGGGAUACUGGCUUCAUUUUUUUGAGAGCUGCCAUGGAGUUAGAUGGGUUCCUUUAGUAUGCUGUUAGAUACAGCUUUCCGAUGUUGUGCCAGAUACAGCUUGUCCACACAGGGAGAAUUGGACAAGGACGGGCACAGAGAUGAGCUGUUGUUCUCAGGAGCUUUGUGGCCAAGUGUCCUGUGUUUGACAUCACUGCAAGAAGUGUAGGACUUACCCCUCCUGUGGAUCAUCUUGCUCUUGCACUUGUGAGGAUCUACUUGACCUUGUUGCACAAAACUUAGUUUAGACUCUUAUCCUUCAGCCGUCAAAAGAUGCGGCACAUUCACGUUGAGUUAGCCCACAAAAAGGCUCCACUAGAACUUCCGGCACAGGAGGGGGACCUGCCUCCCUCUUCACAGGGCUUAGACCCUGGUGUCAGACCAGGGGCACCCAGGCACCUUGACCAGGAGGAGUUGAGACUCCAAAAGGUCUACCAGCUCUCUAUUUUCUCUCAGUUGGGAGGAUUUACCACCGCCACAGAAUCCCACACUGAUGCCCAGCAGAGGCCUAUUCGAUCAGGUGUGAAAAGGGGGUUAGAGGAGCCUCAGUUAACUCAUAAGCGCCCCCACCUGGGGGACUCUCCAGACAGGGAGGGGCUUGAAGGAGGGAUGCUGUGUGGGCCAGUCACAGCUCAAGGUGCAGGAAUGGGGUUAGCUGGUGGGCCUAGUGGAUCUGGUUCUCUGUACUCUUGCAUGCAGAUGGAGCACAAAGACCCAGAGGAGGGAUUGUUACCCAGGUCUCCACCCCUUUCCCCUACCCACAAUCCUUCCCGACGCCCAGCUCAGUACAAUCAAGAUAGGCCAUUUCCUGACGUAUUUGCUCCACUCUCACCUAAAUCAGCCCCAAUGUGUGACCAGGGUCAUUCCCUUGGAAGCUCAACUAGGACAGAGAUACCUAAUGGGAGCCGCACACCGACCCACUCACUAGGUAGCCCUGGAAAUGACAGCUGUAGUAACGGGUCAUCUGGAGGCCAGCCCAGCCCCCACAUGUAUGAAAUGUCCACAUAUGAAACUCCUAACCCAGCCAGCCCAACCAGUCCCCCAGGUCCUUUUUCCCCACCACACCAUACAGAGAUGCAGGAACCAGGGGAGGCAACAGAAUGGGAAGUUGGACUUGAAUCCUCCCCACCUGAGCGAAGUGCCACCCAGGCUGCCACCUCCUCUAACGGCCUGGCUUCCUGUGAGAAAACUCCUAGCACUAAUGGCCACCGUCUCUUUUCUGGAGGCCACUGGCCUGCCAAAAAGAGGUUGCUGUCUCCAAGUGAUACAGGGGAGUCGUGUUCAGAAGAUGAGGGACCCUCCACAUCUAAGAGAAGCAGGCUGUCAUUGCUCGCUCCAGGACUGGGGCCCGCUUCAUGUCGUAGCACUGAUGCUAAAGCUGCCCCUUACUGGAACCACCUGCUGCCCUCUGUUUGGGACCGGCCUAAGACCUCCACAGACUGCACAAGAUCAGGAAGACGACUAAAGAAUGGACUGCGGUUAAAAAGUCGGCAGCUGCGCAGCAGCAGUCACACAGACACCGGCCGUUCCACACGUUCCAGUGGGCCUACAUCGUCCAUCAGCAGAUCCCUGCUCGGCAACUUUGAGGAGUCCAUACUGAAGGGGCGAUUCUCCCCCUCAGGCCGAAUUGAAGGCUUCACAGCAGAGAUCGGUGCCAGCGGCUCCUACUGCCCACAGCACGUCACCCUGCCUGUGCAGGUUACAUACUAUGACAUCUCGGAGCACAGCGCACCCUCACCCUUCCUGGGGGUAAUAUCCCUCGAACCUCUUGGAAAGAAAGGAUACAGCAUACCCAAAGCAGGGACCAUUCAAGUGACCUUAUUUAAUCCCAACAAAACUGUGGUGAAGAUGUUCCUGGUGACCUACAACUUUAAUGACAUGCCUGUUAAUCAUAUGACGUUCCUGCGACACCGCAUCUUCUUGGUGCCAGUAGAGGAGGGAGCUGAGGGAAAAGGCGAGGCGUCUCCAGGAAGUGGAAUGCUAGAUAGGAAGAAGAUUCUCUGCUACCUUAUACAUCUCAGAUUCCAGAGCUCCAAAUCUGGAAAGAUAUACUUGCACAACGAUAUCCGGCUGCUAUUCUCCCGCAAAUCCAUCGAAGUGGACACGGGGAUCCCAUAUGAGCUGAAAUCUUUCACCGAGGUGCCAAGAAACCCCAAAUACUCCCCCCGUGUGUGAUCCCAGCUUGACCUUUUGACGUUCCGUAAUGCCAACGCAGUCCCUCGUGUGCUUCCUAAAGAGGAGAGGGGAAAGUGACUUCUAGAAUAUUGGAUAUAAAAUUUUGAAAAGACUCAUGAGAAAUACCAGAAGCACAGAAGACACAUGUGCACAUAUGUCAAAGUGUUGGUAUUUGGAAAAGACCUGCUUUUUAUGCAUUUAUUCUCCACUGAGAGCCCACAUGCAGAUCGAAAAUGUCACAGGAACAAGCAUGGGUUUCUUUGCACCUUCAGUUGCUGAAAAGAUGAAAUCUUGGUGUCAGGGCAGUCUAGCAUGGAUGGUAUUAAAAGCAGGACUUUUCCAGGACCUUAAUCUGUUUAAAAUAAAAAAGUUUUAAAAAAAAAGUUUAAAAAAAAUGCGCAAACACUGACGCAGACACACAAACACACACCAAAAUAGACUGACAACACUCAUGCCCGGGACAUGAUACAAGCAUAACAGCAGAAACGCUUCUGGUGGUGACUCUGAGUUCAGUGUUAACAUGCAUGCCUUGUGACUUAAACACCUGAAUUUUCCUCUAGUGCCGUAUCACACUGUCCUUCACUCUGCCUGCAGCUCCAACUGCCUCAUUGGACCAAUAAUUGUAACAGCCAUUUAAAAAAAAAGGAAGAAAAAAAAGCCGUAAACAACAGUCCCAUCCCCUGAUCGUGAGGGUUAUUUACCUUCUGAGGAGCAGAGAGGAGAUGAACAGAGACACAAACACUAGUGAAAGCAAGGGCUGAAAUUGAAUCGGCCACUUUGAUUGGAUGUCUCAUGUACAACACGACAUGACAACAACACGGCGACAUGAUCUGACCAAACUCAGGACAUUUGUUGAAGAAAGGAAUUCUCUUCUUUUUGUUUUGUUUUUGUCUAUCUGUCACGGUACAGACCACUGUGUAUACAUGCGAGUU